CUGCGCGCAUGCGUGGAGGUAUUGAUACUGCUUUAAAUACGAAACGAAAGUCACUGUGAGGCUUAAAUAGUGUGUACGCAGAUAAAGGAAAGAAGUGAAUAUCAAUAAUAUAUCUUCAACCAGUUUAUUAUUUGGGAAUAGUUAACAUCAUCAGAUUACUCGUUGGUGUCGACGAGACUAAAAAUGACGAUCGAGAUAACGGUGAAACGGAGCCAGUCGAUGUGGGCGAUAUCAACACUUUAUAACAAACGCCCGUCUAUCUCAAACGAUUCCGAUUCAAGCAGCACAUCCGGUCAGACAUCGCCUACAGACAAUGUUCCAAAGACGUUCCGCUCCGCUUCCGUUUUCGACAUUCAGGCGUUGAAUCGUCCUGAACGUCUCGGAGGCAUUGUUCGAAGAUUCCGAAAACGUACCCGCAGUGAUAAACCCUGGAAGUUGAACCCAGGCGAGCGCGUCAGCUGCGGUCCUGUUCUUUGCGGCGACGUCGACGCCGUUGACUCCCAGGGACGCACGCUUCUCUUCUACGCGGCGCGCUACGGGCAGUUGGAGACGGCUCGACAGCUGGUGGAGGCCGGAUGUGGCCUUGACCAGACCGACUUCCUGGGAAUGACGCCACUUCACGAGGCGAUUGAGAAAGGCCAUCUAGAGAUCGCUGAGGUGUUCUUGAAAGAUGGCAAGGCCGAUCCCAACAUUCCUAAACGUGACGGUGAGACGCCAUUGAUUACGUCAUCGGCACGUGGUGACCUGGAAGCGGUCCGUCUUCUCCACAAAUACGGAGCAGACGUAAACAAAUGUGACGUCACCGGUUGUCCCCCAAUUUACAGAGCCAUCCAAAGCGGCUGGAAUGCGAUUGCUGAUUUUCUGUUAGACAAACAGUGUGACGUGAACAAAACGACAGCCACUGGAAUGACCUGCUUCUUCGCGGCUUCGCACUGCAACAAAAUAAACGUUAACCAGAUCACAAGACGGCUAUUAAAAGCAGAUUACGAUUUCAAGAAAGACAAGGAGUGGCUAGAGACGGAAGGCUUUCCAAUCACGUUGGAGGAUGACUCGGAACUUUUCGCCAAAAUAGCAAAAAGGGCGGGGCUACGGAAGGUCAAAAGGCAUAACUCAUUCAUCGCUUCGGGCAAGCGAAGGCUGUUCAGAUUCUUUCGGUCGAUUUCUACCUGAUAUCCACCAACUUGGGCUUAUUAUCAUCAACCAGUUUCUUGAUUUGAGACUUAACAUAAAGGAUAUAUUAUUACUAUUGUGAUGAACUUAAUAAGCCGCUAUGUGGAAUUGCGAUUGACAUUUUUUUCACCGCUUAUAUUAUUAUUCUUCAUUCAAUGAUAUUGUGAUGGCAUGAGAAUUAUUAUAAAUCUGUGGAUGUGCAAAUUAUGAAUGUACAAUGAGUAAUAUAAGGGAACUCCAGAAGCAGUGUUUGCCCAACACUUAAUUCUAAAGUCGCUAGUGUCAAAAAUUGCAAAAAUUGGCAUAUUUGGUAUCAUUUUGUCGGGCUUGACGAGCUCUACACGAUGCAACAAACGGCAUAUGUGUACCUUUCUCUACUAAGGCACUAUUGACCCCUCAACAUUGGCGAAACACGACAAUUUUCUAUUCAUUUUUAUUCUUAAAUCGCGAAUGUCUUGUGUAGGAUUCAGCCAAUUAUACGUCGCCUUAAAUCUAAAGUCGCGAAUGUCAAAAAAUUGCACAUAUCGACAUAUGUACAAAAAUAAUUAAUUAAUAAAUAUAUUUUUAUUUUAAAAGCAUUUGUCUUUAAAAAUUUUCAAAUUGAUAGAUUGCAUACAUCUCAACCACCUGUCAAAAUUUCAUAAAGAUAUCUUGUUGUAUAAUACCUGGUUGUUAUUUCAAAACUUUAAAAGCAAUUUUCUCAAAAUCGCUUUUUUGGACUUUUGUGCAUUUAGAAUAAGAGCGACGCCUACUUAAUUUGACAUAUCCUGUAAUUGUAAAUCUAAGAAGUGUUCAGGUAAUGUUCAAGCCUUAUGAAUAAAUGUAAAUAGUCCUUAUUUCGACUAAUAUACCGUCUAUAUAGUCGUGUAAAAUAUUGUUUAAGCUAUUUAAUUGUAUUGCUGUUAAUUGUUGUCUACUUAAUAAAUGCUUUACUAUUGUGGUUUUAUACACAUUGUUUUUAUGUUAUUGUUUUAUUUGUAUCCGACUGUAUGUGCUAAUUGUUUAAUCAUUUUACAAAUUUUUCUGUAAGUCUUAUCGACAAUACAAUAAUUGGUUUACAUCGAUGUAACUGUGAUACAGUAUGAAGUAACAAUUACAUGCCCUAAAGUCGAUUCCGUGCACGAUUGUGCGAUAUAGUGUCUGGAAAGUAUACACUGUUGACACCAUAUCAUGUAUUUCACUAUAUAAUAUGCCUUAUUAAUCCACUUAUGCCUAGCGUCUAGAAAAACGGCAUUGGCAAACAGCGUAGACCCAGAUGAGACGCCGCAUGAUGCGGCGUCUCAUCAGGAUCUGCGCUGUUUGCUUAAAGAAAUUUCUGUAAGAAAUAUUCUAAAUAAAGAAAUAAAUAUACUAGACAUCCCUAAUUUUGGAAAUAAAUUGAUCCAAAUAAGAAGGAUGGGAGAGUCCACUAGGCAUAAAUGGGCUAAAGUAUCCACAACCGGUGAUGUCCUAUUUUCAUAGAAUUACUACAGAUAAUAUGCCCAACUUAAAGCCACACACCUUGCCUCUGACUUUGAAAUGAAAUACAUAUUAAUCAAUACAUAUAGAUGCAAUUUGAAAGUGUGCAAAAUUGUCAUUAAAUCUAUAGUCUAGUUAGCAAGUAAUUUAUUAUUUCUCAAACGGUACCGAAAGUAGAAUUUCUAGACGUAUACGUCCAUUCAUUUCAACAAACGCGAUUAUUUUUAAGUUUUAAAGCGCAAAAAAGACGGAUUUCUACCUUGUAACCACCAGAUAUAUUCGAAUUGGCAUACAUGAAAUUAAAUCUAUAGCCUAGUUAGCAAGUAAUUUAUUAUUUUUCAAACGGUACCGCUUUUAAAACCGAAAGAGGAUUUCUAGACGUAUACGUCCAUUUCGACAAACGCGAUUAUGCUUAAGUUUUAAAGCGCUAAAAAGACGGAUUUAUACCUUGUAACCAUCAGAUAUAUUCUAAUUGGCAUAGAUAAAAUAUGUUUCUAAUUUAUAAUUAAAUUUACUAUGCAAAAUAAGGUGUGUGGCUUUAAUUGUUUAUAUGAAAAACAAUUUAAGAUGAACCGUCAUUGGCAUUCUUUUUCAACCGCAUGACACUGUUGCUUGUAUUAAUGUUCUUCGAGUUUCUCCAAUUUAGUACGAGUGUAAAUGUUAAAAUGUGAAACUGUAAAAAGUAUACACGUAUUAUGAAACGGUUACAGUUAUAAUAUAUUCAUGAAACCUUUUUCUUUACAAUUUUGCAAUCGUAACUGUUAUUCAUAUCUUAACUUAGAAUUGCUUGCAAUUGUUGAAUAAACGAUGAAUGAAGAUGAUUUUUACUACACCAAGUACCGUGUUCUUUCGAGUUUUUUUUAAUCUGAUAUUUUCUUUAGGUAAAACGUAUUUUUCAGUUUAUUAUAUCAAAUUAUCACUGGUCGUCAGAUGUUUUUGUUAUAUGUUUUAUGCAUUACUUAAAAUCGGUAUUUUGCAAUUUACAACAUUUUCGCAUCAUCAAAAAUUAUUGUUAUCGUGUUAUCACUCUAGUCUAUAAUGCUACUUGUUACAUGCUUUCGUAAGUCUUCUUAAGACCUAUGUAAUGGGAGUAACCAUUGCAAACAGUCAGUUGUCUGAGCAUGGGUUUCACUCUUUACCAUUUGAGUCGUAUUCUGAAAAAACUGGGCAUAAUACAUGUGCGUAAAGUGUCGUCCCAGAUUAGCCUGUGCAGUCCGCACAGAUCUUUUAUACUAGGGCACGUUUUAUUCUCCAUUUUACCUUUCGAAGCAAGUAUCAUUAUAUGUUUUGUUCAUAGCUAUGAUCUGCUCUUUGUUUAUAUUCCUAAUACAUGGAAAAUAAAAUGUUAUAAAAGUGUU
This is a messenger RNA of Dreissena polymorpha, 3986 nucleotides long. Its product is annotated as poly [ADP-ribose] polymerase tankyrase-1-like. Bases 184 to 1170 code for a protein of 328 amino acids. Gene Ontology annotation, molecular function: protein binding. Gene Ontology annotation, biological process: regulation of gene expression. NCBI's taxonomy places the organism in Eukaryota, Metazoa, Mollusca, Bivalvia, Myida, Dreissenidae. The record is from RefSeq and is a predicted model, not a curated record. The transcript has 5 exons. Gene Ontology annotation, cellular component: nucleus.